UAAAUGUCUCUCACGCUUAUCCCGAUUUCCAUAAUUAAUUACAGCGCAAAAAUUGACAAUUUCAGCGGGUUUUAACGGGCCCGCUACGCUGGAAACAAUGGCAUGUGCCUACCUGCAGUACAUCGCGUGUAAUUCACUUGGAGUAGCGUAGCAACAGUACGGGUCAUGCGUCGUGACCCGACUGCCGUGAAACCUCCCUAUAUCCAGGCCAGUUUAAUGUCUAACUGACCCUCCCUCGUGGAAGUUGGUUGGAAGUGGCCAGGACACCUUCACACUGAACCACUUGCGAUACUGUAGGGGUUUGGUUUGGUUUAGAUGAGUUGAGGGAUACAGCGCGGAAACAGUCCCUUCGUCCCACCGGGACCGAACCGACCAGCGAUCCCCGCACAUUGACACUAUCCUACACCCACUAGGGACAUUUUCUUACAUUCACCAAGAUCUCGGAGAAACCCCACGCACACAAACUCCAUACAGCCAGGACCCGUUGUCAGCAUCGAACCCGUGUCUCCGGCGUAAGACAGCAACUCUACCGCUGCGCCACCGUGACCGCCCAUAUUCAGCAGUGGGCGUCAAUGAAAACAUUAUCAACCAGGAAGAGGAGGAGUUAAAAUGGAUUCGAAACACCAGGUGGAAAGUUGGACCGAGGAGGCAAUUUGUUCCAUCUGCCUGGAUUUCUUCACCGACCCGGUGGCGCUGGAGUGCGGGCACAACUUCUGCCGCUCCUGUAUCACACGGUUUUGGGACAGGGCGGAGAGAAACUCCUGCCCGGAAUGUGGAGCGGCGUUUGAAGAGCGCACCCUCAGCGUUAGUUGGGCCUUGGCGAGACUGGCUGAGAAAGCUCGAAAUCACAGCCUGUAUCGGAAAGAGGAACGUAAACCUCACUGCGAGGAACAUCAGGAAGAACUGAAGCUGUUUUGUGAAACUGACAAGAAACUGAUCUGUGUGAUUUGUGCAGCUACGCGGGAACACAAGUCUCACAGCUUCAUGGUGAUAGGAGAAGCUGUGGAACUCUAUAUGAAUCAGGUGAAAUCUUCCUCAGAAUCUCUCACAAAAAAGGAAUCGGAGAUCCAGUUAAUGGAGCAGCAACAGAAACUAAAGAUAUCUGGAGUUCUGGAAGAGUCAUGUAGCCUUAAGUCUCACUUCAAAGCCUGGUUUGUUAAACUGCACCAGAUCCUCUCCGAGAAAGAAAACCACUUACUCGGAGAUCUCCAGGAAGAAAAGAUGAAGAUUGUAAAUGAGAUGAAGAUAAAUCUGACGCAGAUUCAAAACAAAUUAAAUGAUGUUCAGCGGGAGCUGGUGGAGUUAAAGGAAAGGAUGGACCAAAAAGACAUUGUGCUAUUUCUGCAGGAUGAAGUUGGUCGGAAGAGCAGUGCGAGUGUUGUUACCGAAUCGUUGUCAGUGACAGAUGCUGUCCAGGCCUUUGAAACGUUCCAUCACCCCUUUGUGUUUGGCACAAUGAUAACAGAAAUAUCUGAUGCUAUUAAGCGGAGUAGCUUACGAACUGACGUCUCCGUCACCCUGGAUGUGGAAACAGCGCAUCCGGAGGUCGAGGUGUCGGAGGAUCGGAAGAGGGUGAGACUAACCCGGACCUGGAGGAGUCUCCCUGACACCGGGAAGAGGUUUACAGGCAGUCCGUGUGUGCUGGGAUCGGAGGGAUUCACAUCGGGGAGACAUUACUGGGAGGUGGAGGUGGCGGGGAGUCAGUGGUGGAUUCUGGGAAUCGCCGCAGAGUCUGUGGAGAGGAAGGGACCGGUCACACUGACUCCGGAGACUGGAGUCUGGAGCAUCGGGCAGUGGGGGAGUGACAGGUUUGAUGCACUCACCUCCCCUCCAUCCCCUCUCCCCGCCCGCCCCAUCCCCGGGAGGGUGGGAGUUUAUCUCAGUUACGAGUCCGGGACAGUUUCGUUUUACGACGCGGACACCAAGACCCAUCUCCACACCUUCACUGGGAAUAAAUUCACGGAGAAACUUUAUCCUUACUUCGCGAGUUGCCAGGAAAACCAGUGGCUGAGAAUAUGUUCCGGUUCCGCUCCAGGUGUGCACAAGGGUCAGGUCCCCGGACCAGCGUCUGGAUCGGGGCUCAGGGCAGGGCCGGAUUUAGAUGACGAGAGGCCCGAGGCUGUUCCACUUGUCAGGCCCCUCCCAAUCCCCCACCCCCACGAUGAGAGGAAGAUGGAAGAGUCCACCAGAUUGACAGCGGUGUGCAGCCGAGCCUGGCCAACAAGAUAAGGGCUGGAAAGCUGCGCUUUUUAUUUAUUGCCAGUGCUGGUGUUGAGUUAUUGGCUUAAAACACUAUUAUUCUGAAAUGGAGGGCAAGGAAAAUUAACUAAGAGACUACAGUUCAUUGUGACAACAUAUGUAAGAAAGGCCUAUGACAGUGUCAAAAAUAUUAUACACCGGGCCCAUAUGAAGCUUUUCAAAAAGGGGGGUGGCAUGGCAGGAUUACAAAAAUUUUUUAUGUGAAAUAAGUGUACGCAGUGCAUAUCACAAGUGUAAAGCUCAAAGACCCUUGCAGCCGGGGUCCAGUGCCCGUCUAAGGGCCCUGGAAGCUCUGGGGUUUUAGAUGCUCUCUGGUGCAUUCUGAGCCUUAUUUUGGAGCUUUUUUGCACCAGAUUUAUGACCAAUAUUUCAGAAAUAAUUUUGGUUGAGUCAAGAGUAAUGAGUGGUUGGAAUGGGAUGAUUGGGGUCAUUGUUGUACACAUUUUUUAAAAUCAAGAAUUGAAGCUGUCCUUGUUUUAAUAAUCAAGUUGUACUGUAAACUGUUAUGUAAAAUGUUAUAAAGGAGCAUGCAAACACUGCAAAUAUACUGUAAGUUUUUGCUGUAAAUAAAACCUUUUUUAGAAAAUGUUUUGUGUGUUGA
This is a messenger RNA of Leucoraja erinaceus (little skate), 2860 nucleotides long. RefSeq names its product E3 ubiquitin-protein ligase TRIM39-like. Gene Ontology annotation, molecular function: zinc ion binding; protein binding. The record is from RefSeq and is a predicted model, not a curated record. Lineage: Eukaryota; Metazoa; Chordata; Chondrichthyes; Rajiformes; Rajidae. The transcript has 6 exons. Bases 610 to 2229 code for a protein of 539 amino acids.